ACCAACUUGAGACCCCACCAGAGCCGAAAUGCUGGUUCUCUCCGGAUCGUCGGCGCUUACCGUCGCCAAACGCGCCGUGCUGCUCAAGAGCAUCCAGGCGAUCUGCCCACAAGUCACCUCCGUUGAUGCGAUCUGGCUGCACCUUGUCAAUGGUACCUCGACAGAGAAGGAGGAAGAGCUGGCGGAUACGGAGAGCGCUUGGUGUCGUGCGCUGAACAGCUUGCUGUCGUACGGGGACGACGAUCAGCUGAAGGGUACGCUGGCGCGCUUCAGAAAGGGCGAGAACGUCGUGUACGUCGUCCCCCGCCCCGGUUCCAUCUCCCCCUGGUCUAGCAAAGCGACCGAUAUUGCGCGCAUCUGCGGUCUCGCCAAUCACAUCGACCGCCUCGAGCGCGGCAGCGCAUACGUCCUCGAGCUCGAAGGCGGCGCGGCGCUCACCCCCACCGCACUCGCCACCUUCACCGAUCUCAUCUACGACCGGAUGACGCAGAUAGCGGGCCUCGCACUCCCCGACGCGGAGCUCCUCUUCUCCCACCACGCGCCGCGGCCCCUGCGUACCGUCGCGUUGCGCGAUCAAGCCCCCGAGACCGCGCGCAAGACGCUCGAGGAAGCAAACCGCACGCUCGGCCUCGCGCUCGCGCCGGACGAGAUGGACUACCUCGUAUCUGCGUACACGGCACACGUCGGGCACGACCCCACCGACGCCGAGCUCUUCAUGUUCGCGCAGGUCAACUCGGAGCACUGUCGACACAAGAUCUUCAACGCGGCGUGGACAGUAGACGGGGUGCAGCAGGACGCGUCGCUCUUCCAAAUGAUUCGCAACACGGAGAAGGUGAUCGAGGGCCGGCGCACUAUCUCUGCGUACUCGGACAACGCGGCGGUGCUCGAGGGGCAGGCCGCGGUGCAUCAUUUCCGGGUGCAGUCGCACGACGCGGCGCGCGAGCCGGUGUGGACGGUUGACGCCGAGCCCGAGGACGCGCCGAUGCUCAUCAAGGUCGAGACGCACAACCACCCGACCGCAGUGUCGCCCUACCCCGGCGCAGCCACAGGCUCCGGCGGCGAGAUUCGCGAUGAGGGCGCCACCGGGCGCGGCUCCGAGCCCAAAGCGGGCCUCGCGGGCUUCACCGUCUCCAACCUGCGCAUCCCGGGCUUCACGCAGCCCUGGGAGGCGCACUCGAUCGGCAAGCCCGCCCACAUCGCGUCCGCGCUCGACAUCAUGCUCGAGGCGCCGCUCGGCGCGAGCGCGUUCAACAACGAGUUCGGGCGGCCCGCGCUCGCGGGGUACUUCCGCACAUUUGAGGUGGAGGCGGCGCCGGGCGAUGUGAGAGGGUACCACAAGCCGAUUAUGGUUGCCGGCGGGUACGGCACGGUGCGGCCCCAGCACUCCCUCAAGGGCAAGAUUCAGCCCGGCGCGCGCCUCGUCGUGCUCGGUGGGCCGGGAAUGCUCAUCGGCCUCGGCGGCGGCGCGGCGAGCAGCCAGGCGAGCGGUGCGGGGAGCGCCGAUCUCGACUUCGCCAGCGUGCAGCGCGAUAACGCGGAGAUGCAGCGCCGCUGCCAGCAGGUCAUUGCCGCGUGCGUCGCCGCUGGGCAGGAAAACCCCAUCGCGAGCAUACACGAUGUCGGCGCGGGCGGCUUGUCGAACGCGCUCCCGGAGCUCGUGCACGACGCGGGGCUGGGAGCCGUGUUCGAGAUCCGCGACGUACCGGUCGCAGAUUCGUCGUUGAGCCCGAUGGAGAUUUGGUGCAAUGAGAGUCAGGAGCGAUAUGUGUUGGCGCUGGAGACGGAUGGGGUGGAGGCAUUCGAGCGGGUCGCGCGCCGUGAGCGUUGCCCGUAUGCGCUGGUAGGGACUGCGACGGCGGAGGAGGAACUUGUCGUCACGGAUAGGCUGCUGAAGGAGGACGUCGUGCGCCUCCCCAUGUCUACCCUCUUCGGCAAGCCGCCCAAGAUGUCGCGCAGCGACUCCACCCUCGUCCCCGCCCUCUCGGCCUUCGACGCCUCGCUAUCCGCACACCUCCCCUCAGGCGCGUCUAUCUCUGACCGCAUCUCCCUUGCAGCCAACCGCGUCCUCCGCCUCCCGUCCGUUGCGUCCAAGAACUUCCUGAUCACAAUCGGCGACCGGUCCAUCACCGGCCUCGUCGCGCGCGACCAGAUGGUCGGCCCCUACCAGGUACCGGUCGCCGACGUCGCCGUAACCCGCGCGUCCUAUGACUUCUUCACGCACACCGGAGAGGCCAUGGCCAUGGGCGAGCGCACCCCGCUCGCGGUCGCGAACGCGCCCGCCUCAGCGCGCAUGGCCGUCGCGGAAGCGCUGGCGAACCUCGCGGCUGCGGCCGUCGACUUGCAGAACACGAAGCUAAGCGCGAACUGGAUGUGCGCGGCAGGGAAGGCGGGCGAGGGUGCGGCGCUGUACUCGGCGGUGAAGGCCGUUGGGUUGGAAUUAUGUCCCGCGCUCGGCGUCGGCAUUCCAGUGGGGAAAGACUCGAUGUCGAUGGCAAUGCGGUGGGAAGGUGAGGGCGAGGGUGGCGAGAAGGUGAAGAGGGAGGUGGCGAGUCCGCUGUCGCUGAUCGUGACGGCGUUCGCACCGGUGCGCGAUGUGCGUGACACAUGGACGCCGAUGCUAAGGAGCGAUGCGGGAGAGACGGUUCUGAUACUGGUGGAUGUCGCGGGAGGGAAGCAACGUCUUGGGGGCUCGGCGCUUGCGCAGGUAUUUAGCACUGUCGGCGCGGAGACGCCGGAUGUGGACGACGCCGGCGUGUUGAAGGCCUUCCUCACCGGGUGUCAGAGCGUCAGGCGCAAGAAGCCUGGAUUGGUGCUGGCGUACCACGACCGCUCGGACGGUGGCCUAUUCACCACUCUUGCGGAGAUGGCCUUCGCUGGACGGGUCGGUGUCGAUGUCAACAUCGACGCGCUUGGCGGAGAUGCUGUAUCUGCGCUCUUCAACGAAGAGCUUGGGGCAGUAUUCCAGGUGCGAACCACCGACGCGGACGCCUUCGCGGCGGCCUUCGAGACUGCAGGCGUCCCGCGUGGCUCGAUCCUCUUCCUCGGGAACGUCGAUACCACCAAGGAGGACUUCGUCAUUCGCUCUGGAGAUGCGGUCAUCUACAGCAGUACGCGCGCUGAGCUGCAGACAGCAUGGGCGGAGACGUCUUUCCAGAUGCAGUCCCUUCGCGACAACCCUUCCUGCGCCGCCCAGGAGCAUGCGUUGAUCACCGCACCUUCUCACCGCGGUCUUUCGUAUAACUUGCCAUUCGACCUCCUCCCGUUGCAACCCCUCGUUCCCUCCCUAUCCGCGCCAAUCUCUACACCUCGUCCUCGCGUCGCAGUCAUCCGCGAACAGGGCGUCAAUGGCCAUACCGAGCUCGCCUUUGCGCUGGCCGCCGCUGGCUUCGAUGCUCUCGACGUUCACAUGUCUGACCUGCUAUCGGGUAAGGCAACCCUCGGCAACGUCCGCGGCCUCGCUUUCCCUGGAGGCUUCUCAUACGGCGACGUGCUCGGCGCCGGGCGCGGUUGGGCAGCGUCUGUGCUCCGCUCCCCCAAGGCACGCGCGGAGCUCUCACGAGUCCUCAGCGACAAGCGAUGCUUCGCUCUGGGUAUCUGCAAUGGCUGCCAGUUCCUCAGCGCGCUCAGGGAGAUCAUCCCAGGUGCGGAGAGCUGGCCAGCAUUCCGGGCGAACGAAAGCGGGCGGUUCGAGGGGCGGGUGUGCGAGGUCGAGGUCGACGAGCGUGCGGCGGAGAAGAGCGUCUUCUUCCGCGGCAUGGGUGGCGCUAGGCUCCCUGUCGUCGUCGCGCAUGGAGAAGGCCGAACCGUGUUCGCGGGCGCGCACGACAAGGAGGCGCAGCAGUCCGCUGCGUCUGCGUUCGCUGCGUCCUCGCAAGUCGCGCUUCGAUACGUUGACUCUGAUGGGAAGCCGACGACGACCUACCCGUUGAACCCGAAUGGAAGCCCGCUCGGCAUUACCGGCGUGCAGACGCCCGACGGACGCGUACUCGCCCUGAUGCCGCAUCCCGAACGCGUCACUGCUAUGGUGUCGAACAGCUGGGUGCCGGAGGAUCUCAAGCAGAGCUGGGAUGGUCCCGGACCGUGGUUCAGGAUGUUCCAAAAUGCGCGCGCAUGGGUGAACGAAAACUAAUGACCCGAGUAUCUGAAAGGAUGCCUGUCGAUGCCCUUUGUCCUGCCUAGAAUGUUGGGCCCACUGCUGGAUGCUAGCCCAGUCAGUCGCUCGCUCGCCCUGCAGAAAAUAGAGCUAUGAAGUUAUUCCAAUAUGUAUUGAUCUGUUGUAGAAUCAUAAUGUAACAUAGUGCCGUGCUUGACGACUCCAUACGCGCUCGGAGGAGGUAGUGGACAAAUCUGACGAGCGGUUGGCCACAACUCAUUGGCUAGCGAGGAGGGC
Messenger RNA from Schizophyllum commune H4-8, 4390 nucleotides. Its product is annotated as phosphoribosylformylglycinamidin. The coding region runs from base 29 to 4129 and encodes 1366 amino acids. The transcript has 3 exons. Gene Ontology annotation, molecular function: phosphoribosylformylglycinamidine synthase activity. The record is from RefSeq and is a predicted model, not a curated record. NCBI's taxonomy places the organism in Eukaryota, Fungi, Basidiomycota, Agaricomycetes, Agaricales, Schizophyllaceae. Gene Ontology annotation, biological process: 'de novo' IMP biosynthetic process.